AUGGAUCCUGUUCGACGGCUGGCAAACGGUGGCUUAGUCGUAAGCAUGCGUAUUGCCGACCCUUCGGGAUCUAUCAUCUUCAGUAUCAUGAAUGCUGAGAUACAGGAUCUGUUCGAGCCGGGAGAUAUAGUGAAAAUCAAGAAUGGAUUCACUAACAUAUAUAGAGGUAUGCUAAAUCUAUCCUGCGGAAGGCAAGGCGAGUUUAUGAAGUCUGGCGAUUUCAUGUUGGUUUACUCUGAAACGCCUAAUAUGAGUGAGUUCAAUAGCGAGUAUGCAGCUAUGGAACGAGCUCGAAAACCGUCGCCACCUCCAGAGGGAGAGAAUUCAAGUCAGUCCAACAAUGUUGCUGCCGAUCCGCGUCGUUCACAAGGAGUUCGAGCAGGAGCUCCCUCGCACAAGCGACCACCUCCUGCGCAUCAGUCAGGUCCUCCACACAAACGGGUGGAUCAGGGAGGUGGACACUAUCGCGGAAGGCCAUGA
Cylicostephanus goldi is the source of this 480-nucleotide messenger RNA. NCBI's taxonomy places the organism in Eukaryota, Metazoa, Nematoda, Chromadorea, Rhabditida, Strongylidae. The record is from the annotation of a GenBank genome assembly.